Messenger RNA from Cajanus cajan (pigeon pea), 1674 nucleotides. Its product is annotated as Serinc-domain containing serine and sphingolipid biosynthesis protein. The record is from RefSeq and is a predicted model, not a curated record. NCBI's taxonomy places the organism in Eukaryota, Viridiplantae, Streptophyta, Magnoliopsida, Fabales, Fabaceae. Gene Ontology annotation, cellular component: membrane.
CAAAAUUAUGCCUAUGAAUGCAACGGGUGUGAACACCAGUUGCAUUUAACUACUCAUCACACAGCCUCCUUCAGUCUUCAAAUACCCUUCUCAAUCUGUUGCUUCUGAACUGACAUUUAGGAGCAUUUUUCUUUUAACUGGUACAAGUAGGACCAAAACCUUUAUUCUCUUGCUCCAUCUCAGGUGUGUCCUAGCUUCAGCGAGUGCACUCUUAACCAAAAUAAGAAUGAGUGCAUCUGAGGUAACAGCUGAAGCAACUGCAGUACAUGUUAAUUUAAGGGACAGCCAGAGUGUGCUUCAGGAAGAAGUGAUUGCAUCUUUGGAGUUAAACAAGGUUGAUUAUGCAAUGGAAAGAAAGAAAUCACUACGAGCUCGCUAUUAUUUUGGCAUUAUAUUCUUGAUAAUGAAUCUUGUUGCCUGGUUUUUCCGUGACUAUGGGCAUAGUGUUCUACCAUUUAUUCAUUAUAUCAAAGUUUGUGGAAGUGAAGGAGACGACUGUUUUCAUUCAUUGGGAGUUCUUCGUGUGAGUUUAGGAUGCUAUAUAUUUUUCUCAGUUAUGUUUCUCACCACAGUCAAAACAAGAAAAUUAUGUGAACAUCGAAAUUGGUGGCAUUCUGGAUGGUGGGAAGUGAAGUCUGUUUUGUUGAUUGUAUCAAUGGCACUCCCAUUCUUCUUCCCAUCAGAAAUUGUUCAAAUAUAUGGUGAGGUUGCUCGUAUCGGUGCCGGAAUUUUUCUUCUUUUACAACUUGUGAGUGUCAUCCAUUUUAUCACUUGGUGGACUAAGUACUGGACUCCAGAAGAAGAAAGGAAGCAGAGGUGCUCCCUUGGACUUUUAAUGUCAACGUUGUUCUAUGUUGCCUCUAUAUGCGGUAUUGUCUAUCUGUACGAAUCAUAUGCCUCAAGAAUUUCAUGCUCUCUCAAUCUAUUUUUCAUCACAUGGACAGUAAUUCUACUUGCUGCAAUGAUGGUUAUAUCCUUAAAUUCAAAGGAAUCAUGGCUUCUUACAUUGUUUUCCUUUGUUGGUGUGCAAUCAGAAGAGAUGGUAUACUUACAGAGAUCUCCAUCAUGGAAUUUCAGUGAACCUGCCACCAUAAGAUGUGAGACAAAGAAUCAUGAGAAAGGAAACAGUGGCUGGAUAAUUAUACUUGGCUUCCUUAUUGCCAUUUUUGCAAUUGUGAUGGCAGCAUUUUCCACAGGCAUUGAUUCAAAAUGCUUUCAGUUUUCAAAUAACAAAGUUGAGCAUGAAGAUGAUAUUCCUUACAGUUAUGGAUUUUUUCAUAUGGUAUUCUCCUUGGGGGCAAUGUACUUUGCAAUGUUAUUCAUCAGUUGGGAUCUAAACAACUCAGCCAGGAAGUGGAGCAUUGAUGUUGGCUGGAUAAGUACAUGGGUGAAAGUUAUCAACGAGUGGUUUGCAGCAACAAUUUAUAUUUGGAUGCUGAUUUCCCCAGUUGUGAGACAGAACAAAGUUAUGGAUAAUAAUGGAACUGUUCAGGAGACAGCUGACUCAGUUAUGGCUUGAUUGACAAUGGCAAAGUCAUCGACAUUCUCCCUUUCAGUUUUCUUUUUGUUAUUCCUUAUUUAAAUUGCUUUUUUAUACCUCUUUUUAUUUAAAUUAUUCAAUUUGGUUCUUUAUUUUUAAAAUACUUAAUUUGGUCUGUUAAUUUUUAAAAAUAA